AUGUUGUUGGCUAAUAGAUUUCAACCAACCUUCACUGAUGUUAGCCAUCUCAUCAAGAAUAGGUACAAUGUUGGAUACAAGAACGGUUCAUUCAUUGAGGGAAUGCUAAAGCAAAUGGGUUUUGAUGAGUCUAAUCUGAAGGUGUGUCACGCGCCAGAAGGAUUGGAUGAAGCUUUCUCAAAACAGAGACAAGACGGAGGUAUUUUGGCUGCAUUUGAUGAGCUUCCUUACAUUGAACUCCUACUCGCACAAUAUUGUGAUAAGUACACCAAGGUUGGAGAUAUCUACCCGACUGGUGGAUUUGGUUUUGUGUUCCCAAAAGGUUCUCCUUUGGGACUUGAAAUUUCAAGGACAAUCCUAAGUGUAAGAGAGGGUAAAGAGAAAAUGAAAAGGAUUCGAAAUGCUUGGUUCGGGAUUAAACGAAGUUGUUCGGACCAUAAUUCCUUGGGAUCUUCAUAUGGUCUUACUCUUUAUAGUUUUCGAUACCUUUUUGUCUUUGUUGGAGUUAUUUCACUGAUUCCAUUACUUGCAUACUUGCUAAGUUUUCUACAUAAAAACAAAACAAUCUUGACCUCUCCAAAUACUUCAAUUAUUCGAAAAGUUAUAAAGUUGGUGGGAAAAUUCAACGGGGAGGAUGAAAACCGCUUGAGAUACUAUGAGUACCAUGCUGGAAUCGGUAAUAAAGAACGGAGGGAAGUGCCCCCGCCCUAG
Messenger RNA from Papaver somniferum (opium poppy), 711 nucleotides. RefSeq names its product glutamate receptor 2.7-like. Gene Ontology annotation, cellular component: plasma membrane. The transcript has 2 exons. The coding region runs from base 1 to 711 and encodes 236 amino acids. Gene Ontology annotation, molecular function: ligand-gated monoatomic ion channel activity; signaling receptor activity. The record is from RefSeq and is a predicted model, not a curated record. Lineage: Eukaryota; Viridiplantae; Streptophyta; Magnoliopsida; Ranunculales; Papaveraceae.